Toxotes jaculatrix (banded archerfish) is the source of this 1484-nucleotide messenger RNA. RefSeq names its product NK6 homeobox 1 (gene nkx6-1). The record is from RefSeq and is a predicted model, not a curated record. The transcript is spliced from 3 exons. Gene Ontology annotation, biological process: regulation of transcription by RNA polymerase II; cell differentiation. The coding region runs from base 1 to 981 and encodes 326 amino acids. Gene Ontology annotation, molecular function: DNA-binding transcription factor activity, RNA polymerase II-specific; RNA polymerase II cis-regulatory region sequence-specific DNA binding. Gene Ontology annotation, cellular component: nucleus. Lineage: Eukaryota; Metazoa; Chordata; Actinopteri; Toxotidae.
AUGUUAGCGGUGGGUCAGAUGGACGGGUCCCGACAGAGCGCCUUCCUCCUCAGCACCCCUCCUUUGGCAGCUCUGCACAGCAUGACCGAGAUGAAGACCCCGCUGUAUCCCGCGUACCCGCUCUCCUCCACCGGCCCCAACUCUUCUACCUCACCGGCCACCACCUCUCCCAACCCGGGCGGCAUGGCCGUGUCCUCCCCGGGGAUCAAAAGCUCCACGGGGCUGUCGUCGGGGCUCGGCUCCCCGCAGCAGUGCUCCUCCGCCACCCCUCACGGAAUUAACGACAUCCUCAACCGGCCCUCCGUCUCCUCUGCCGGCGCCACAGUCGCCGUGGCCGCCGCCGCCGCCUCGUCCUCGGCGGGGAUUCUGUCAGGGCUGCCCCGGUUCAGCAGCCUCAGUCCUCCGCCGCCUCCCGGACUUUACUUCACCCCCAGCGCCGCGGCGGUCGCGGUGGCCCGGUACCCGAAGCCCUUGGCGGACCUUCCGGGCAGGACGCCGAUCUUCUGGCCCGGAGUUAUGCAGAGCCCGCACUGGAGGGACGCCCGGUUUGCGUGUUCACCCCAUCAGAACUCCGUGUUACUGGACAAAGACGGGAAAAGAAAACACACGCGACCCACGUUUUCUGGACAACAGAUUUUUGCGCUGGAAAAAACUUUUGAACAGACUAAAUAUCUGGCGGGGCCGGAGAGAGCGCGGCUGGCCUACUCCCUGGGAAUGACGGAGAGCCAGGUCAAGGUGUGGUUUCAGAACAGAAGAACUAAGUGGAGGAAAAAGCACGCGGCGGAAAUGGCCUCGGCUAAAAAGAAGCAGGACUCGGAGACCGAGCGGCUGAAGGGGACAUCGGACAACGAGGACGAAGACGACGACUACAACAAACCUCUGGACCCGAACUCGGACGACGAGAAGAUCACACAGCUGCUGAAGAAACACAAACCGGGCUCGGCUCUGCUGCUCCACACGUCGGAGAACGACAGCUCCUAACCGCCCCGCGGCGGGACCGGGCUCCCGGACUCGGUCGCACCCGAAGCUUCGCUUCGUUUUCCCGCUGAUUCUUUUCGUUUUGUUGUCUCGGUGGUGGAGGAGGACUCCUGCCCGCGCGGCGCGAGGACACCGCAGAGGACACGUCAGGCCAAAUCACGGACCGGGCCCGCAGAGACGGUACCGAGCCUGUAAAUAGAACCGUGAGUCGCGCGAACAGAGACGAUCCUGCUGUGAAUAAUUUAAAUGUGAGGACAGGAUUUUACAGACUGCUCAGAUCAGCUGAUUUCAUUUUGUAUUUCAGUGACAAUUUAUUCCACUAAAUACCCACGAGCCCUGCUGCGGGUCCGUGAAGGCCUCCUGACUCAUCAGUCUCAAAUUAGGAGGAGAUCCUGAACGCACCACACGCACCUGUACAUACAUGAGAAAAAUCUGCUCCCACGUUUCUAAUUUAUCUGUUUGAGUUGUGAGUGACGCCUGCAGCUGUGUAUCAUGGCAGGUGAAUG